AGGAGGAGAGGGGGGCCGUCCUGCACUCCCAUCCAGCCUGGACUGUAGGGAGCGCUUAGUGUUCUAACCCAGAUACCAGACACAACACAGAGCCAGAGAGCCAGAGAGCCAGCUGAGGACCUGACAGAGCGCAGGCAUGAACGACAUCAAGCUGGCCCUGCUGGGAAGCCAGGGGGCUGGGAAAUCAGCUGUCCUUGUGCGCUUCCUGACCCGGCGCUUCAUCGGCGAAUAUGCCUCGGACACCAAUUCCCUGUACCAUAAGAGGCUCUCCAUUGAUGGCAGGCAGCUGAACCUGGAAGUCUUUGACCCCUGCUCUCAGAGCUCGGAGGCCAGGUGUAUUCUGGAGGAGCCGGUGGACUGGGCAGACGGCUUUGUGGUGGUCUACAACAUCAAUGAUCGCACUUCCUUCAUCGACGCCAAGGACAUCCUGCGGCAGAUUCGGGAAGAUAGAGUCGACCACUGCAAGGGGGAGAUGGAGGUUCCUGUGUGUCUGGUGGGUAACAAGCAGGACCUGUGCCACGCCAGGCAGGUACUUGAGGACGAGGGCCGCGGCCUGGCGCAGGAGAACCACUGUUACUUCCAGGAGGUGUCGGCGGCCGAGAGCUACCAGGACAUCGCCAACCUCUUCACACAGCUCAUCCGACAGGUGAUGGAGCACCUGAAGUACAGAGCGGACCGGCGACGUUACAGCGGCUCCAAGUCUAUGGCCAAACUCAUCAACAACGUGUUUGGCAAGAGGAGGAAGUCGGUGUGAUGGCUCCAGUGAAGCCUGUGGAUCAUCAGCUGGAAGGACGGGAAGGUUGUGUGUGUCGAUCCAUGAUAAAGGGAACCAACCAAGGGGUUAUGUACUCUGUGGGAAACCUGUCGAGUAUAGACACAGUGGUUAGACCCCAACAUUGUGUUCAGUAAGCAACAUGGAUGGUUGGUGGGAAGGUUUGGAUGGCGUUGGGACUGCCACUGACAAAACUUCAAGAAAAUGUAUUGUACACACAAGUGUAACUUGUUAUUAAGUUGGGAUAAAAGAAGGGACUAAUGUUGUACUGUUGUGAUCAAAACAAAGAAGGUCAUUACUGAAUAGGGCAGUGGGCGCCAACCUGAGGGAUGGGACCCUAAGAUGGACUCACAUGAUGAUUAAAUGGACAUACAGCAGUGAAACAAAACAAACACUUUCCUAUUCAUAAUGUAAGAAUACAUCCAAAACUAGAAUUUCGGGACCCAACAGUGUCCUCAUACACCACAUUUAAGCUCACUAGAUCUUGUUUUUAGUUUUGAUCUGCGCCAAAUUAUACACAGUCAUGAUUAGCAGUUCCCUAAACAUAUCAGAUUUUUUCCAGCAAGAUUCAUGGAUUAUUACCUCGGAAAUCAACAAAACUUUUGAACAACGCCAGCCAGUUAAGUGAAAAAAAAGUGAAAAAAUCCUAACCCUAACCCUAACCCUUCCACCAAGUUUCUUGCCUACAAUCAAACCAACCAACAAAACAACCCAUGAAGAUAGACGGCUGCUCUCCACUUAUAAUCUCUGGCUUCUUUAUGUCUGUGACUUUCUCACGUUAAACCUGUAGCAAACUCUUCAGACAUUUCCUCUGUUCCUCUUGAGACACAUUAUAAAAGCAGAUGCUAAUGAGCCACUGAUGAGCCACAGCCCCCCCUCGCCUGUGUGCUCACAGUGUGUUAUACUGCCGCAUCACGCUGACUGAACAUGUCGACACGUCACAUUUAGACCUUGCUUUAAGCAUCUCACUGCAGCUGUGUCCUGCAGCUGUGCCGACAACUGUUCAAACUGCUUUUGUCAGUUUGGGCAGCAAGAUGCCCAAGUUUUAUUCAUGAUGAGGGAAAAAGUCUUUUUUAAUGCAUUUCACUGAAACUUUCAUGAACAUUAUACAUAUAUAUUUUCAAAAAAAUGCACAUUUUUGAAGGGCAGUCAUAUUUUAUAGUUGAUUACUAUUCUUUAAGUAGAACGUCCCACGUUUUAUCUCCGACGGGUUGAUCCCCCCAGAACAAAGCAGUUUCAUUGUUUCCCCCAUAAUAGUUUUUUUCUCGUAGCUUAUCCUCACUCCUGUCGAUGCUUAAGGGCAGAGGAUGGUGCACCUUGUUAAACUCCAUGAAACAAACUGUGAUUUGUGAAUAUGAGCUAUAAAAUAAUCUAAUUUAAUUUAAUUUUAAUUUAAUUUGAGUUACCCAGACAACUGCUUGUAUUCUAUAAGAGAAAAGAUAAAUGAAUCAAGGGAUCAGUCACUUGACUGAUAAGUGGGGCGUCUUAAAUAUAGUGAAUCCAGGUACAGACACAGGCUAGAAAUUACAGAUUAAAGGAUUAUUUACUGAAAAUGGAGAUGAAUAUUAUGGGGCUGGGGCUGAGGUUAGAGACCAGUAGAGCAAGCAUGGGGGUGCCUGGUGCCAUGAUAGAGGCUUGCAUCGCAGAGCAGGGAGAUGAAAAGCACGGGGGUGAUGAAGGGAGCCAUGUGGGACAUGAUGACGGGCCAGGGGUUAGGAGUCAGAUAGAAAUGCUUGGGAAAGGACAAAUAGCGGCAUCAGGAUGAAACAGAACGGUGACUCGCAAUUUAAGAAAAAAUAGAGUGAAGAGGAGGCUAUGAUGAGGCAGAGUGUUCGUUUCAGACCUGGGUAUUUAUCAGAAAAUCAAGUGGCAACCUUUAACAGAGCUUUACCCAGAAUUUUCAAACAAUCAAUCAGUGUAUCAGUAAAAUAUGUAUUUCCUUAAUAGAUGUAUUGAUACUGAAGGUAAUUGUUGGCUUCAGCUUGCAAUUUUUGUAUGGAUGAAGGACGACCUAUGAUAGUGGACAUUUUACUUUAGUGCUACACAUUUACAACAAGUAUAUGAUUAGUUAAAUCAAAUGCAGGAAUUAUAAGGCUUGAAUCUGCAGCUUUUGGGACCCAUGGGUCAGUGGCCCUUGUGCAGCUUGUUUGUGUUGUUAUCAUAUCUCCCUCUCUGAAUGCUCACAUAGCCAAAACUAAAUACAUAAUUUACAUGUAUUCACCAGUGCAAUGAAUUAUAUCACCAUUUAAUCGUAAUCAUUAUUUUACGUGUUUUUUUACGAUUUAUAAAUACCCACUUUAACAAAUACCAAUUAAGUGCAUGAACUGAUUCAGUCCUGUGUUGUUCUUCUUAAAUCCAGUUAUGUCACCAUGAUGCUGUAGAGAAAGAAUGUACCACACAUGGUGAAAAAUAACUGAUUCAAACACUUAUGGAGUGAUUUAUUGGUGAAUGUUUGUUUGCAAAUACUGUGAAGAUAUUGGUGGUCCAGAAGAAAUUAAAGUGAAACAUUGCCUAAUGA
Molecule: messenger RNA, 3290 nt
Organism: Pleuronectes platessa (European plaice)
Lineage: Eukaryota; Metazoa; Chordata; Actinopteri; Pleuronectiformes; Pleuronectidae
Gene: rerglb
Product: RERG/RAS-like b
Exons: 5
Coding region: 137-754 (205 amino acids)
Molecular function (GO): GTP binding; GTPase activity
Source: RefSeq, a predicted model, not a curated record